AUGGGCGACUGCCACCUACGACUGAUUAUUCCUCCUCCCUCUUCGGCACGCCAGCGUCGAGCAUCCUUGGCAUCGGGACUCUCUUUUACAGACUACCUUUCUAGGUCAGGCAGCCAAAGUGCUACUGCGGGCGCUUCGCCUGGCCCCAUGACUAAUUCGGUGGCUGGAACCCAACCGAAUCAUGGACGACGCCUGUCAAUAACUACACUGGGACUCUCUGGUUCCCCAACACAGACUUCCCCUUUUGGAAACCGAAAUCUCCGACAUGGCAGUGUGUCCAGCUCCGUGGGCUCCAAUCCUGCGAACCUCGAGGAAGCCGUCAUGGAGGACAGCGAGAAUGGACCUCUCAGCGCUGCUCCCAAUUCUCCGUUUACACGACGUCUUUCAUUUGGCGCACAUGCAUUACGAGAUGCUCGGGGAGGAAGCAUUGGUAAUGGUAGAUAUCCCUCUCCUGGGACCCCGGUGAGCGAUGUAUCUAACCUUUCUUGGCGAGAAAUAGGCGAAGGCUUCAACUGGUCUGAAGCUCUACGAUCCCGGGCCGAGCGAGCUCCUUCUUUGAGCGCUGUUUCGCCCAAUUCAAAUCAGAAUAUAGCAAACGCGGGUCAACACGGCUACCAAGUUCAUCAUCAACGGGCCGCCUCAGUUGCCUCAAUGGAGCAACCGGCUCGCGAAAUACCAAAGCAACCCAAGCAGAAUAAGCCGGACUUUUUCCAGGAAAAAAUACUUCGGGGUGAUUUUAUGGACUGA
Messenger RNA from Aspergillus heteromorphus CBS 117.55, 747 nucleotides. RefSeq lists its product as uncharacterized. The record is from RefSeq and is a predicted model, not a curated record. The coding region runs from base 1 to 747 and encodes 248 amino acids. The transcript has 3 exons. NCBI's taxonomy places the organism in Eukaryota, Fungi, Ascomycota, Eurotiomycetes, Eurotiales, Aspergillaceae.